AUGUUAAAAAAGAUAACCAUUUCUAUAAAACAACUAGAAAAUACUCAUACACUUUAAAUGGCAAUAGCAUAUAUGUUGAUUGCUUAUUUUUUCCAUGCUGUAUAGGCUACUUUUUACAAAUGCGGUCAUUUUACUGUUGUUCCCCAAUUCAUGUUUGUAACUUCAUUUAUAUCCUUUAUCACUCUACAUCUUGUACAAUUUAAUUAAAAUAUGUAUCCAAAAGAAAAAAUGCCUCACAUUAUUAGGUCUUAAGUAGGCAUUGGUAUUGGAACAUUAUUCUACUUUUAUGGUGUAAACUUGAUCUCUUUAUCAGAGGCAGUAAUUCUAUUUUGUACAAAUUCUAUAUGGAGCUAAAUAAUGGUUAGUAUAAUGAAUAAAGAAGGAAUUACUAAAUCAAGACUUUUUAAUUCAAUUUUAUGCAUUAUAGGAGUGAUUUUAAUUGCAAAUCCUUCAUUUUAAUCUAAGGAUCCAAUCUAACAUAUAAUUGGAUGCUUAUGUAUCUUGAUUUGUAGCAUUAUUUAAUCCUAUGCAUUCAUUAUAAUGAAAUAAAUUGGCACUUAAAUACCUUCAUCAGUUACUGUUACUUAUUUUAAUAUUAUUAUGCUAUUUUUGUCAAGUUUAUAGUAAUAAUAUAUUGCUAAAUUUGAGUAUUUUGAAGGUUACUUUUUCUAUACUUUAGGAUUUAGUACCUUUACACUUUUAGCUUAAAUUAUAAAAUUUAGAGCAUAAACAAUGGUUACCUAUGAUAAGAUAUGUAACUAUUCAUAUUCCUAAAUGAUUUACAUUAUAAUAAUAGAUUUUUUUGUUUUUCAUUCUAUUUUGAGUAUAAAUGGUGCUAUCGGGGCCUUGUGUAUAAUAUCUGGAGUUUAUAAAUAAUUGAGAGAAGAUAGAUAAAUAAAAUGA
Paramecium pentaurelia is the source of this 903-nucleotide messenger RNA. NCBI's taxonomy places the organism in Eukaryota, Ciliophora, Oligohymenophorea, Peniculida, Parameciidae. The record is from the annotation of a GenBank genome assembly.